UUCAUCGCACAUCAGAGGCAGACGAUCAGAACUUCUGGUUCUUCGCCCUUGUGACGCGUUCUUUCUGCCCUUUUUACCGCCAGUUCGACUUCUCUCGAGUUGUUGACCUGACAACCGCGUUUUUCAAUUUUCACAUCCAGAAGAACGUUCUACGAAUCAAAUACCCUCAGAAUCAUGUCUGGCUACGGCGGUGGUCGAUCCAACGGUGGUGGUUACGGAGGCGGUGGUGGUGGUUACGGCCGUGAUCGCGGUGGUGAUCGCGGCGGCGACCGCAACGGUUACGGAGGCGGUGGCUACGGCGGAGGUCGUGGCGGAUUUGGCGGCAACAGCUACGGCGGCGGCGGUGGUGGUUAUGGAGGCGGCUAUGGAGGCGGCGGCGGCGGUGACCGAAUGAGCCACCUCGGCGCUGGUCUGCAGAAGCAGGACUGGGACAUGUCUGCCCUUCCCAAGUUCGAAAAGGAUUUUUACAAAGAGCACCCUGAUGUUACCGCUCGUUCUCCUGCCGAGGUCGAGGCGUUCCGUCGCAAGCACCAGAUGACCAUUGCUGGUCGUGACGUCCCCAAGCCCGUCGAGACCUUUGACGAGGCUGGCUUCCCCCGCUACGUCAUGGAUGAAGUCAAGGCCCAGGGCUUCCCGGCCCCUACGGCCAUUCAGUCCCAAGGAUGGCCCAUGGCUCUCUCUGGUCGCGACGUCGUUGGUAUUGCCGAGACGGGUUCCGGAAAGACUCUGACCUACUGUCUUCCUGCCAUUGUCCACAUUAACGCCCAGCCCCUGCUCGCCCCUGGCGACGGCCCCAUCGUGCUGAUCCUCGCCCCCACCCGUGAGCUGGCAGUUCAGAUCCAGCAGGAAAUCUCCAAGUUUGGCCGCUCAUCGCGCAUCCGCAACACCUGCGUCUACGGUGGUGUGCCCAAGGGCCCCCAGAUCCGUGACCUCUCGCGAGGUGUCGAGGUCUGCAUUGCCACCCCCGGUCGUCUCAUCGACAUGCUCGAGGCCGGCAAGACCAACCUGCGUCGUGUGACUUACCUGGUCCUCGACGAGGCUGAUCGCAUGCUGGACAUGGGUUUCGAGCCCCAGAUUCGCAAGAUCAUCGAGCAGAUUCGACCCGACCGACAGACUCUCAUGUGGUCUGCCACCUGGCCCAAGGAAGUCCGUGCCCUUGCCUCCGACUUCCUGCAGGACUUUAUCCAGGUCAACAUUGGCUCCAUGGAGCUGGCUGCCAACCACCGAAUCACCCAGAUUGUGGAGGUUGUCACCGAGAUGGAGAAGCGUGAUCGCAUGAUCAAGCAUCUCGAGAAGGUCAUGGAGAACAAGGAGAACAAGAUCCUCAUCUUUGUUGGUACCAAGCGCAUCGCCGACGAAAUCACCCGAUUCCUUCGCCAGGACGGCUGGCCCGCUCUCUCAAUUCACGGCGAUAAGCAGCAGAACGAGCGAGACUGGGUAUUGGACCAGUUCAAGACCGGAAAGAGCCCUAUCAUGGUUGCUACCGACGUGGCGUCCCGUGGUAUCGAUGUUCGCAACAUCACGCAUGUCUUGAACUACGAUUACCCUAACAACUCGGAGGAUUACAUCCAUCGUAUUGGCCGUACCGGCCGUGCUGGCCAGCACGGAACUGCCAUUACGCUGUUCACCACUGACAACCAGAAGCAGGCUCGUGAUCUUGUCAAUGUCCUCCAGGAGGCCAAGCAGCAGAUCGAUCCUCGCCUGGCUGAGAUGGUCCGCUACGGUGGUGGCGGUGGUGGUCGCGGCUACGGCGGUUACCGUGGCCGUGGCGGUGGCCGAGCCAACAACUCCAACAACUAUCCGCUGGGCAAUCGGCGAUGGUAAGGAGGAAGAAAGAAGAAGAUGCGCGUCGAACCAGCGACGGUGACCCGGACAAGUGCGAGUCGCCCGAGUUUGGAGUAGCUGGAACGCAUGACAAGACGUGAACGGCCCAGUGCACUCAAACGGCGUUUGAUAGAGGACAGGAUUGGUUUCAACUAGACAUUGACUCGCACUCCUGCGCAGUCAUCGGUUAUUUGGUUUUUGUUGAUGACGGAUUUUUGUUUGCUUGCUUUCUUUUUUCAUUUUUCUAAUGGUCUGCACGUAUAUCACAUAAGGACAGGGAGGCGAUCCAUUGUUAUCAGCCAACUAUUUAGCUACCAUGUCGAUGCGUCCAUCGGCAUCGUCUAGGCUGCUCUGCAUUAAGAUUAACAAAUGUAUGUUGAUAGAGAAAA
Molecule: messenger RNA, 2213 nt
Organism: Trichoderma citrinoviride
Lineage: Eukaryota; Fungi; Ascomycota; Sordariomycetes; Hypocreales; Hypocreaceae
Product: P-loop containing nucleoside triphosphate hydrolase protein
Exons: 7
Coding region: 175-1824 (549 amino acids)
Biological process (GO): rRNA processing
Cellular component (GO): nucleus; cytoplasm; ribonucleoprotein complex
Molecular function (GO): ATP binding; RNA helicase activity; RNA binding
Source: RefSeq, a predicted model, not a curated record